AAAAACAAACACAAAUAGAAUUAUUUUAGCUACAAUGGCUUCAAGAAAACCAUCGGUGAGGCACCCUAGCCACAACCAUCCAUUGCGCGGCCACAAAGCCCUAGCUGAAGAAGAGAUCAUCUGCUCUGGCUGCGACCUAGACCUAAUAGGUGCAGCUUUCAAAUGCACAAAGUCGGAAUGUGAUUACUUCUUACACAAGUCAUGUUUUGAACUUCCGCGUGAGACACGCCACAAGUCUCACCCUGAUCACCCACUGACCCUGCUUUAUUCACCACCGUACGAGUCCUCAACUUACGAGUGCAGCGCGUGCAGUGAGUAUGGAUCAGGGUUCGUUUACAACUGCUCCAUCUGCCAGUUUGAUUUACAUGUCGGGUGCAUAUCUAUGCCUGAGUCCGUGGAGCGUGAAGGACAUGCGCAUCCUCUAACGUUGCUAUACUGUUCUCCUUACACGAACGGUUUGAUUUUCAACUGUGACGUAUGUCAAGAGACGGUUCCUGAUCAUCUAUGGUCUUAUUAUUGCAAGGAAUGUGACUACGGCACGCAUUUGCAUUCUUGUGAAGUAGAAGAAGAGGUGGAACCAAAGAGAGGAGCAGGAGGAGGAGGAGGAAAGGCGAGUACAAGUGGGAAUAGAGGAGGAGGAAGAGGCUCGGCUGCUUCGGAGUUAGCUGCAAUGCUUGAAGCUCAAAGGGAGAUGGAAAGGAUGCAGAUUGAGUUACACAUGGAGAUGCAAAGAGCUAAGAUUGCGAAGAAAGCGAGAAAAGCUUGUCUCAAGUUGAUAUAAAAAUAUG
Brassica oleracea var. oleracea is the source of this 788-nucleotide messenger RNA. RefSeq lists its product as uncharacterized. The record is from RefSeq and is a predicted model, not a curated record. NCBI's taxonomy places the organism in Eukaryota, Viridiplantae, Streptophyta, Magnoliopsida, Brassicales, Brassicaceae. The transcript has a single exon. The coding region runs from base 35 to 781 and encodes 248 amino acids.